Phalaenopsis equestris is the source of this 1308-nucleotide messenger RNA. RefSeq names its product protein ABHD17B-like. NCBI's taxonomy places the organism in Eukaryota, Viridiplantae, Streptophyta, Magnoliopsida, Asparagales, Orchidaceae. The record is from RefSeq and is a predicted model, not a curated record.
CCACUUUUGUUUUCUUCCACUUCUCAGUGGAACUGCAAGUAAGCCGAGAGAGCGAGCGAGGGAGAGAAAAUGGGGGGAGUGACCUCAUCGAUGGCGGCGAAGCUGGCCUUCUUCCCACCCAGCCCGCCUACUUACGAGCUAGUGAAGGAGUCAGUGACGGGUCUGAUUACGCUUAGCCGGUUCCCACACCGUGAAAAUGUGGAAGUGAUGCAGCUACCGACGCGACGGGGAACAGAGAUCGUUGCAGUCUAUAUUCGUAACCCCAUGGCCUCGUCGACGCUGCUCUACUCUCACGGAAACGCCGCCGAUCUCGGCCGGUAUGAUUAUUCUGGCUAUGGCCAAUCGUCUGGAAAGCCAAGUGAGCACAAUACGUAUGCUGAUAUUGAGGCUGUUUACAAGUGUCUUACUGAAAACUAUGGCGCAAAAGAUGAAAGCAUUAUUAUGUAUGGGCAAUCUGUUGGCAGUGGGCCUACUCUUGAUCUGGCGGCACGCCUUCCCUCCUUACGAGCUGUUGUUCUACAUAGUCCCAUUUUAUCUGGUUUAAGAGUUAUGUAUCCUGUAAAACGAACAUACUGGUUUGACAUCUACAAGAAUAUUGACAAGAUGCCGUUAGUCAAUUGUCCUGUGCUCGUAAUACAUGGAACAGCGGAUGAUGUUGUCGAUUGUUCUCACGGCAAACAGCUGUGGGAGCUGUGCAAGGAGAAGUAUGAUCCAUUAUGGCUUAAAGGAGGAAAACACUGUGACUUGGAGCUCUUCCCUGAUUACAUCAAACAUCUAAAAAAAUUUAUAUCAACUGUAGAGAAAUCAUCUAUUAAAAAACACGCCUUUAGAAGAAGCACUGACCAGUUUGAGCCUGCGAGGAACAGCACGGACUGUUUCGAAGCAUCAAGGAAGAGCACUGACCGCUGGGACAAAUUUAGAAGCGGUGAUAACAAGUCUAGCAGUAAGGAAAAACACGAAAAGUUCAAGUUCUCGUUUGAUCACAUGGAGAAGUCCAGGAGGAGCGUAGAUUGCCUUGAAAGAACCAGAAGAAAUAGCGAACAGAUUGAGAAUACUAGUAAAAGUGUUGAUCGAUUGGACAGAAUAUGGGCAGGGUAAAUCUUCUCCCCUCUUUGUAAAAUAUGCACGAGCUUGGUUUGUGUUGGGAAAUUUAUUUGCAUUUUAAUUUACAUGUUCAUGCCAUGAUUGUGUGUAUGUAAGAGUUUCAUAAUAGUUUUGGAACAAGAACGUACAGGUUGACAGUAGUUAGUAAAUUCAAUAUCAGUGAUUACCAUUCUUGUUGGCAGGCCUUCAAAUUUAUGUUUAUGU